Molecule: messenger RNA, 1947 nt
Organism: Enterobius vermicularis (human pinworm)
Lineage: Eukaryota; Metazoa; Nematoda; Chromadorea; Rhabditida; Oxyuridae
Source: the annotation of a GenBank genome assembly
AUGGACGCCAUCCAAGUCUUAAACGGAAUUAUCUUCGGUGAAAAGCCCGAUCCAAUAGCGGUCAUAAAUUAUGUAGCGCUAUUACGAGAAGUGUUUUCGCAUGCAUGCGCUAACUUAAAGGGCAAAUGCAUCAGCGAAAGCGACAGAAGGCUAAUGAUGCUAAACCAAUGGAAUCAAAUAGAAAGACAUUUUUUAAAAAUAAAGCCAGCUAUGGACUUAUGUUGGACCGUGGGAAAUGAGCUAGACCUUAUUGCCACCUAUCUUUCACUUGCUCUUCUCUAUUCGCAAUAUAAGGAGGUUUGCAACGAGGAGAUAAUACAAGUCUGUUAUGAUGCAGCCCAACAGGCACGGAGUUUAAGUAGGAAGAAGGUUGGUGUGGAUUUAGAAGGAUACUGUGAAGCUAUUGAAAAUAUUUUUUUCUUGCGUCAACAGCGCUAUGGCAAAGAUGGGAGUCACUACAUCGGCAAAGAGUCAAGUACCGGUAAAAGAAACUAUGGGACUGAAAACAUGACAUCAAACGAUCAACAAGUUCCAUUUGCUAGCGCAGAAAACUUACGAGACAGUGCCCUUAAAAAAAAGCAUCGAUCUCACAGGAAUACAACCUUCCAAGAUGGAAGAAACAACGAAAUGCAUGACGUUAGCAGUCCCAGAAACAAUGCCACGGUUGUUGUCGAAUCAUUUACAGAAAUGCACCUUGACGAAAAGAGAGGAUUUGUUAAUAUUGAACGGCUACAAAGAGAGGAAAGAAAAACUGCUGAAGUAGUCUCUAAUCCCCACGAAGGCUUCGUUAACAGUGCAGAUCUCAGAGAUAUCGAAAACAAAAAUGCAUCCAGUGGAGAAAGAGUCAAUGAUUUUGCAAUAGAGAAAACUCAUCUUUAUCGAAGAAGCUCUAAACUACCUAAAAAGAACGAAGUGCAGCAGGGUAAAUUGUACGUAGAAGCUGAGAUGCUACAUGUUAAACCAAAAGAAACAAGUGAAGCAAGUGAUGUCCUGCCAAGCGGUUCUUCUAAGGAAACGCCGAAUGAACUGCCGAUUAAAAAAACCGUUUUUAAAGCGGUCUCAGCAACUGUAUCAGAUGAGGACGGGGGCGAAGUUCAAAAAGUAGAGAAAACCCACCUUCAUGGGAGAAGCUCUAAACUACCCAAAACGGACGCGCAAGUGUCUGUUAAUGGCGAAGAAGAAGCACAUUCAAAUAACGGUUCCUCAGACGACCCAGUUGCAAUAAUUGUAGUAAAUGUUAUUUCAAAUUUCAGACCCUAUGAUACGACAAGUCUUGAGGAAAUGCAGAAAGAGACACGGAAAGAAGAUAAUGGUAGUUUGGAAUUUCCCACAAUUUCAACAAAUCCCACUGACUUCGAUAAAAGCAAAAAAAGGUCCAGUGAAAUUCCAAUUUCCUAUGCAACUCAGCCUUGGCAACCUGAGCCUGAAUUAAUUGUUUCUGCAAUUACUGCACAUCGUUCUACCUAUAAUGGUACACAAGAGCACCAAACUUCCGAUAGACUUCCUGAAGCGUUCAGGUUUGAUGGGGUAACGUUGAAACAGCAAUUAAAAGAAGCUAUUCCUCGUCUAAGGCACGUGGACAGGACUGAAGAUAAAUCAGUAAAAAGCUGGGCAGUGGAGACUUCUAAUUCUGACGAAGAAAUGCAAGAGACAACAGAAGAAGCUAGAAAAAAAGAAAAUUUUGAAUUUGCCAGCCCUCUAUACAGUCUGGAGACCGCCAAUCAAAAAUCUGAAAACAAAUUUUCUAAACACAUUUCACUUACUGAUGAAGAGUUACUUGAGGCCACCGGUAAAACUGUAACGGAAGUAACAACAUAUCAAAAGCCGGAGCAGCCGGCUCAAACAGAUGCGGACGACUCAGUGGAAGAGUUGGAGGGCAAUGAUGACGCAGUUCAAAGAGUUAAGGAUGUAGUUUCGAAGCAAAAACCUGACAACGACUUGACUUAG